GCGGGGAUCGAACUCACGGCUGCGUCCCAAUCCUCAGCAGGAAACUCUUCAUCGCUUCAGCGAUGGCGGAGGCCCACCAGGCGGUGGCGUUCCAGUUCACCAUCACCCCUGAGGGCAUCGACCUGCGGCUGUCCUACCAGGCCCUGAACCAGAUCUACCUGUCGGGGGUCCGGUCCUGGAAGAAGAGAGUCAGUCGCAUCAGGAACAGGGUGAUAAAGGGCGUGUACCCCGCCAGCCCCUCCUCCUGGCUCUUUGUCGUCAUAGCGAUCCUGGCCACCAUGUACAUGCGCUCGGAUCCCAGCAUGGGGCUCAUCGCCAAGAUACAGCAACACCUGCCGCUCAGCCUGAACGUGUCUCUGAGCACUCAGGGGCAGACCAUGCUGUCGGCGCUGGUCUUCAGCACGCUGCUGUGGCUCAGCCUCAUCCUCGCCCUGCGCUUCUGCCUCAAGCUGCUGCUCUCCUACCACCAGUGGAUGUUCGAGCAGCACGGCCGAGUCUCCAACACCACCAAAGUCUGGGUGACGCUGCUGAGGUUGUUAUCGAGCAGGAAGCCGCUGCUGUACAGUUACCAGACGUCUCUACCUCACCUGCCUGUCCCUGCCAUCAGAGACACACUGAACAGGUACCUGGAGACGGUGCGCCCCCUGCUGACCGAGCCGGAGUUUGAGCGGAUGACUAAACUCGGGAACCAGUUCGAGUCCAGUCUGGGAAACCGCCUCCAGCGCUACCUGAAGCUUAAAGCUCUGUGGGCCACCAACUAUGUGAGCGACUGGUGGGAGGAGUUUAUCUACCUGAGAAGCCGAGGCCCCCUCAUGGUCAACAGCAACUACUACGGCAUGGACUUUCUUUACGUGACCCCGACCCCGCUGCAGGCCGCCAGAGCAGGAAACACCAUCGCUGCUCUGCUGAUGUACCGCCGCAAAGUCAACCGGGAGGAACUCAAACCGAGUCGUGUUCCAGGCACCGUCAUCCCUCUGUGUGCCGCUCAGUGUGAGAGGAUGUUCAACACAACACGCACUCCAGGAGAAGAGACCGACGUGCUGCAGCACUGGCAGGACAGCGAGUUCGUGGCGGUUUACCACAAAGGCCGAUUCUUCCGUCUGUGGGUGUACCGCGCCGGCCGCCUGCUGUGCCCACGUGAGAUCGAGUUCCAGGUCCAGAGGAUCCUGGACGAAACCUCACCGCCGCAGACCGGAGAGGAGAAACUGGGAGCUCUCACAGCUGGAGACAGGGUCCCUUGGUCUCACAUCAGGAAGCAGCACUUCAGCUCCGGCAUAAACAAGCGCUCGCUGGACGCCAUCGAGAGGGCGGCGUUCUUCGUGACGCUGGACGACGAAGAGCAAGGCAUGAAGGGCGAGGACCCGGUGGGGAACCUGGACCGCUACGCCAAGUCGCUGCUCCACGGGAAAUGUUACGACAGGUGGUUUGAUAAAUCCUUCUCCAUCGUGAUCUACAAGAACGGGAAGAGUGGCCUGAACGCGGAGCACUCGUGGGCGGACGCUCCCACCGUGGCUCACCUGUGGGAGUACACCCUGGCCACAGAUGCCUUCCAGCUGGGCUACACUGAGGACGGCCACUGUAAAGGAGAGGUGGACCGCUCGCUGCCCCACCCGCAGAGGCUCCACUGGGACAUUCCCUCAGAGGUUGAGGAUCAGGUGCACAGGUCCCUCGCUGUGGCUCAAGUGAUCGCCGACGACGUGGACUGUCACGUGUUCCCGUUCAGAGACUUCGGCAAAGGUCGCAUCAAGAAGCUGCGCGUCAGCCCAGAUGGCUUCAUACAGAUCAGCCUACAGCUGGCGUACUACAGGGACCGUGGGAAUUUUUGUUUGACCUAUGAGGCGUCGAUGACCCGUCUGUUCCGGGAGGGCCGCACGGAGACCGUUCGAUCCUGCUCCAACGAAAGCUCUGACUUUGUGAAAGCUCUGGAACGUGGAGAGACACGGGAGCAGUGCAGGCAUCUCUUCAAACUGGCGUCAGAGCGACACCAGAACCUCUAUCGAAUGGCCAUGACCGGAGCCGGGAUCGACCGACACCUCUUCUGUCUGUACGUGGUGUCCAAGUACCUGGGGGUGGAGUCCCCGUUCCUGAAGGAGGUUCUGUCGGAGCCAUGGCGUCUCUCCACCAGUCAGACGCCGGUUCAGCAGAUGGAGCUGUUCGACCUGAAGAACCAUCCGGACUUUGUGUCGCUGGGCGGCGGCUUCGGACCCGUUGCUGAUGAUGGUUAUGGCGUCUCUUACAUCAUCGUGGGCGAGGAUAUGAUCAACUUCCACGUGUCGUCCAAACGCUCCUGCAGUGACACCGACUCCCACAGGUUCGGAGCUCAGAUAAGUAAAGCUCUCCAGGACGUCAUGGUUCUCCUCACUCCCGACGCCAAAACCUCGAAGCCUCAGUCCAAGAAGCUCCUGUGAACACAGCGUCUCACACGUGUUCCCCUGACGACGAGCCUAGAAACCAUAGGGAAGCUGUUUUUAAUUCACAACCGCCAUAGGACAUGAAUUGAAAGCAUUGUUUAGAUUGAAGGGAAGGAAUUUAGGGAGAAGAGUUGCUUGUUGUUUCAGGUGAAACACCAACGUAGCUCCAGGCUCUUGUCACACAGACACAUAUCUGUUGUAGGAUCUUAUCAAGAACAAGGGAAUGUGGGCACACCUCACCUGAGCUAUAAUUUGAAUUUUUACAGAUAAAGGCCACUCCUCUCUGUUUAGACACGGCCUCAUAUUCAGCACUAACACAUAGACUUUAGUUUAUUUCUGUAAUAUUACGUGGAAAGGAAGUGAAGGACAAAUCUCCCUCAGAAUAAGUGGAACGGUUCAAGAGUUCCUUAAUCUCAAUAAAAGUGAAGAGGAAACUGUCAGUGUGAAAUGACGCUUUGCAGCUGAUCCCACUGACGCAUACUAACAGUUCAAGGUCAUGAAGUAUGAGUACGAGUAUUGUGUUCAUCGAAUCUGAAACGCUGAAGGAAUGACGUGAGACGAUCACAUCUCAAACUGACAUGAACUCCAGAGAAGGUCGGCUUCUCUUUCACACAUGAACAGCGCAGCCGGAGAUUCUCUGCUCGGAUGCGUCUGAAUAAUGUACAAACUGCAGAGAUCACAUGUUUAUGUUUAAACCACAUUAUCAGCGGCAAACUCUCACACAAAGCAGAUGUUAUCAGAGAAUCUCCUGUUUCUCACAUCAACUUCUGGUUGGUUUUCUUUGUGCGUUUGUGUCACAGGGAAACAAACAGAAAAUGUCCAGUUAACUGGUUUAGAGAUUUUUAUUCUCAUUCAGUGGUUAAAACCCCAGAUGUGUGUCUGGUUGUUAGUGUCUGCUGGAAUGCAGCCCAGUGGAAAAGCAAAUGCUGACUAAUAGUUCCUCCGCUUCAUACAAUAUGGUCUUAUGCAACAUUCAUUUGGUUCCUCGUUUGAAUUGAGUUGCGCCACAUUUGUUUUAGAUUUACAAGAUUCACCUUUUGCUGUUUGUCAGGAUCUACUUUGUCUUCGAUCAGCUGACGACUCAAUGUGAUACUGAAGUUUUACUUACAGCCAUGUGAAGGAAGGAAGGAAGAAAUACAGAAGUGCAAACUACUUCAGUUGUUUAGCUUCUCAUGUCAGUGAGUUGGUUUAUUGAGGUGCAGAUGUUUUUCUGCUGUAUAAGGUUUGGAAACAUGUUCUUACUCUCACAUACUGAACCAGUUACGUGCAUCUUUCUGGAAACCGAUCUCAGUCUGUCCCAUGCCUCAUCGUUGGCUUUCUUUAGCUCCACAUCUGUUUCCUCGGGCUCUAGUUGGGUUUUGUCCAGCUGCCAAGAAAUGUAUCGAAAGCAAAGUUUAUUUCCUAACCUGCUCCUAAUGAGGCUCUGCCUGCCAAUCCAUUUUAUAAUCACCAAUACAAAUAUUCAUUCACACAAUAGGAGGAAGUGAAGUCAGUUCGACUGCUUUAAAGGUCAAAGGUUUAAAAUGUCCAGUGACAUUGCAAACGUGCGUGUGCCUGAAGUCAAGUGUUGAUUCAGUUAAACCGUUUCAAUGCAACUUUAAAUUCAAUGCAACUCCUGAGGGAAAGCCUGAAAGGAAAUAUUGUGGAAGUGUCUUCUGUGUGCGUGUGUUGAGGAGAAGGUACGACCGGGUCAGAUGAUCGCCGUCGUCAGGUUCUCGUGUGCAGUGAUAAAAAUCUGGAAUCACAUUCGGGUCAAACUCAUAUUUUGUCCUUGUGACAUAAUGUUGUAUUUGUACGUCGCCUUUUGUGUGAAAACAAGUUUUUGUAGCUGUAACUUGUUGGUACAUUUGUAAAGAUGUUUUGUUACUGUAGAAACAUUUUGUACAUUUUAGAAAUUCUUCCCAUUUUCACAGCUGCAUUCACAAAACGUUCACAUCCACGAAAAAGGUCAAAAGUUACACACAAUUUAAAACAUGUAAUAAAUGUAGCGACAAAGCUUCCUUACACACACAAAAGGUUAUUCAACAUUAUUUCACCAGCACAAAGUAUAAGUGACCCUUAUUCCAUGAAAAGCUAUGAACUAAUUUACUGUAACACAUGAAACCAGAGUGAAUAUGAUUUCUGCUCCUCUCUCUAAUAGGAUUAGAGUGUUUGCAAUGAAAGAUUCUAGGUUUGUCGAGGCUUCGUUGACCUUCCGUCUUCGUCUGCUCACGUUUUCUUACUCUUCUAAACUUGUCUUUAACGUUUUGCUGACCUCAGACCACAGUGGCUUCUCUCCGUGUCUCAGGUCAUCUUGUGCCUCGUUUCCCAAACUGUUGAACGCCAGAGUAACAAAACUCACCAUCACGCUGUUUUCCAGCCAAAAGACGCUCGUCACCCAAUUACCAAUUAGUUCUGUAAAGCUGUUUUCCCUUGGUCUCAUUAUUAAGGGCUUCUGAUAAUUUAUUUCAUAAGAAUGUAUUUCUUCGGGGCCUCAUGUAAAUGUGUUGAUGUGACACAGACGUGUUUGAAGUCUCAGUAAUAUCUAUUGGUGCCUUACACUCUGCCUGAAACUCAUGGAACCAGUGAAGCCUAUCGUGAGCCUCAGUCCCAGCGGCUGCAGAGAGGAACUCGUGGAUCAGAUCUGAUGAUGGAACUCUGGCUUUCAGCAGUUUAGACAAAGUGUUUCUCAUAACCAGGCAACAGUUGAGUUUCAAUUAACUUUUAGAACGAAACUAAACCUGAACAUUAGCACUGUGUUUUCUUACCCAUUUGGUUUUGGGAUACUUUUAUCUACUGGUACGUUAUUUACUGUUUUGACUCUAUAGGUUAAUACUUGUAAUGCUUGAACAGUUGUGAUGUUUACUCACUAAACACUCCAGAAUAUUCUUGUUACUGAUUUUUUUUCAUUGUUAAACUUAUUUAAAUGUAAA
Limanda limanda (common dab) is the source of this 5323-nucleotide messenger RNA. It is a transcript of the gene cpt1a2b, whose product is annotated as carnitine palmitoyltransferase 1A2b. The record is from RefSeq and is a predicted model, not a curated record. Gene Ontology annotation, cellular component: mitochondrion. NCBI's taxonomy places the organism in Eukaryota, Metazoa, Chordata, Actinopteri, Pleuronectiformes, Pleuronectidae. Gene Ontology annotation, biological process: fatty acid metabolic process; carnitine metabolic process. The transcript has 19 exons. Gene Ontology annotation, molecular function: carnitine O-palmitoyltransferase activity. Bases 63 to 2408 code for a protein of 781 amino acids.